AAUAAAUCGUGGGACGUAUAUCUCUUAGUUUAUAUAGGUUAAAUUUAUCCACAUUCAUUCAAGAUGAGUUUGUUUUCAGCGAUUAAUUUUCUUAGGUUUCAGAAGAAAUCAAUCGUACCCGCACAAUAUUUUAUACAGAUAAAUGGUUACGCUGGACCAGUCACAGGAUUAGGUAAAGCCAAAAAGGGAAAGAAAACUGGUGUGGUAGUGGAGAAGAAGGUCUUGCCGGUUGAAACAGAUGUUAAUAAACUCUUAAAAUUCGUCUGUGGCACUAACGUUAUGAAGGAAGGAAAGGACGUUGAAAUAAAACCUGACUCUGAAUAUCCUGAUUGGCUUUGGUCACUUAGAACAGGUCCAGCACCAAAGUUAGAGGAACUAGAUCCUAAUACGAAAGAAUAUUGGAAAAAAGUAAGAAAGAUAGGAAUGAAUCGGCAAAAUAAACUUGCACGACUAAGGAAAUUUUAAGUUACUAUGUAGUCACAACAUAUUUUGUGUUAUUCAUUAUGUACAGUGUCCUACAAUACACCAAUGUAAAUCUAUAUCGCAUUAAAUCCUUAUCAUUGAAAAAAA
This is a messenger RNA of Cephus cinctus (wheat stem sawfly), 570 nucleotides long. It is a transcript of the gene mRpL54, whose product is annotated as 39S ribosomal protein L54, mitochondrial. The transcript is spliced from 2 exons. The record is from RefSeq and is a predicted model, not a curated record. Lineage: Eukaryota; Metazoa; Arthropoda; Insecta; Hymenoptera; Cephidae. Bases 64 to 465 code for a protein of 133 amino acids. Gene Ontology annotation, molecular function: structural constituent of ribosome. Gene Ontology annotation, cellular component: mitochondrial large ribosomal subunit.